AGCCCGGAAGCGGUGUGGAGAGCGCGGUGAGGGUUGUGCCUCUGGUUCCAAAUCGCCACAGCUUUUUGUCACCCGGCUUAAAUUCGGUGUUCAAACCGGCUCUGACAGGAUCCUGAGAUCCCUACCCAUCCCCAUAUCUCAUCUCCAGCUGCCAAUCACUGCAGACUCCGAACCCAGGACCGGACAGAGUUUGCCGCCUGCCGCUCGGUCGCCCCCGGGACAGGUCAGGGUGCCGGCGAGGGUUUCGCGCGGCCUUGUGGCCUCUUCCUUCCCACCCGUCCUCCCGGCUCCUUCGUCAGUCCAACCAUGGCACAGAAACCCAAGAUAGACCCCCACGUCGGGCGGCUAGGGUACCUGCAGGCGCUGGUCACUGAAUUCCAGGAGACGGAGAGCCAAGACGCCAAGGAGCAGGUCCUCGCCAACCUUGCCAACUUCGCCUAUGACCCGGGCAACUACCAGUAUCUGCGGCAGCUGCAAGUGCUAGACCUAUUCCUCGACUCGCUGUCAGAAGAGAAUGAAACUCUAGUGAAGUUUGCUAUUGAGCAGCAGCGUACUCCAUAGCUGGCCCAUGAGCCUCCAGCCGAUCCUCCUGUCUCAACCUCCCAGUCUCUCCUAAGAGUACUGGGAUUACAGGUGAUCAACACUGCAUCUGAAUUUUUUUUAGGUAGGUUCCUGGUAUUGAAUUCAAGUUGUCAAGUUUGAAUGGCAAGCUCUUUUAACCACUGAGCCAUCUCCUCUCCCCAAUGAUAGAAUUUUUGGCUUUUUCGAGACAGGAUUUCUCUGUGUAGUUUUGGUGCCUGUCCUGGAACUCACUCUAGCCCAGGCUGGCCUCGAACUCACAGAGGUCUGCCUGGCUCUGCCUCCCGAGUGCUGGAAUUAAAGUCGUGCGCCACCACUUCCCGGCUCAAUGAUAGAUAUUUAUUACUGUGUGCUACAUAAGGAAAGUACUGCUCCAAGUUCUGGAGAGAUGGUGAACAGGUUGGGGAAAGUCUUUGCCCUAAAGGAGUUUGUUUUCUAGAAGGGGAGCAAGGUGGUGGACAAGCAAGCAAGAUGGAAAUAAACAGCAUGAUUGGUGUAGCAACAGGAGGCAGCACUACUUCAGUUUUAGCCUUCAUGGAUGCAGUGUGGACAAAGGCCCUAAGCAGGAAGUUGUUAGAGGGGACGUUUUUUUUUUUUUUUUUUUUUUGGUUUUUCGAGACAGGGUUUCUCUGUGUAGCUUUGCGCCUUUCCUGGGACUCACUUGGUAGCCCAGGCUGGCCUCGAACUCACAGAGAUCCUCCUGCCUCUGCCUCCCGAGUGCUGGGAUUAAAGGCGUGCGCCACCACCGCCCGGCUAGAGGGGACGUUUUUUAAGUGAAGAGGAGGAUGGGAUAGAGUGAAGUUAGACUGAUUAACACGGGGGCUUUAGAUCUGGGUCAUGGGAAGAAGUUUAGAAUUUAAGAAAAACAAAAAUUCUUCCAGCACAUACUUUUUGUUUGUUUGUUUUCAAGACAGGGUUUCUCUAUGUAACACCCCUGGCUGUCCUGGAACUCGCUUUGUUCCAGGACAAGCGAAGUUUUGUUCUAACUCAUGGAGAUCCACCUGCCUCCUGAGACUGGGACUAAAGGCAUGCGCCACCAUUGCCUGGCAAGCAACUUAAAAAAUAACAUUUCCCCAAAAAAAAAGAUAAUAAUAACAUUUCCAGGCUGGAGAGAUGGCUCAGCAGUUAAGAGCACUGGCUGUUCUCCCAGAGGUCCUGAGUUCAAUUCCCACCAACCUACAGAGCAAGAUCUGGUGCCCUCUUCUGGCCUGCAGACAGAACACUGUAUGCAUAAUAAAUAAAUACAUCUUUAAAAAAAAAUAAUAGCAUUUCCCCAUGCAAUAUGAAAGGAACCCUGCAUACACUGGGAAAGAAACCCUUAGUAGGAAUAUCUUCAGGCCUGGAAUGUGUUCAGUGAUGGAGCACCAGUAUAAUGGUGUCUGUACCCACAUGCCUGAGACUCUGUUAGUCAAUCCUCAGCAUUGGAAGAAGAUAAUUCCAAAAUUGUUUAGUAUUUAAUUAUGUACAUUUCUCUAACAAUACUCUAAAUAACUUUUUUACUUAUGGGAGAGGGCAGGGCAUGUGCCAGGUCAAAGGACAAUUUUGUGAUUGUUUUUUUUUGAGACGAGAUCUCACUAUGUAGCCCUGGUUGGCCCAAAACUUGACUGCCUCGUGGAUGCUGGGAUUAAAGGUGAACCACCAUCCCUGGCUUUCAGAGAACAGUUUGUAGAGUCAGUUCCUCUACCAUGUGAGUCCUAGGGAUGGAAUUCCGGUCAUGAAGCUUGGUGGCAAGUGCUUUACCCACUGAGCCAUCUUGCAAGCCUAAAAGGACAUUUUUUGUUGGUGGUGGUUUGUGUAAACGAGGGUCCAGCUUGGGCCCUGUACAUUUUGUCUGACUGUGUCCUUAGAGAGAUCUCUUUCUCUCCCAGAUAAACUUCAUUUUAGAACAGGUUGAGGAAACUUGAAGAGGCUGGGGUAUAGCUCAGUUGGUAGAGUGUGUGGUGGCCGCUGCUCCUGAGCCCAGCACUCAGGAGAUGGAGACAGGUGAAUGAGGAACUCUAGCACAUCUCCAGCCGCAUAGCAAGUCCAAGCCUGAGCCCCUCAAGAUUCUUUCUCAGCAAAGAAGAAAGAAUUCCAAAUAUAAAAAUUCCCACAUAGCCACACCCACUUUUUCCUAUCUUAACUUCCUCCAUUGUAUGGUUUGUUUGCUAUAAUUAAUGAGCUGAUAUUGAUACAUCAUGACUAGCCAAAGUCUUUAUAUUAAUCAAAUAUUCUUCAUUUUUUCCUAAUACCCUUUUCUGGCCCAAGAUCCCACAUGGCAUACAUGACUUGAUCAUGUCUUACUUGGGGCGGGGGUGGUGGUGUUUUCUGAGACAGGGUCUCACUGUGUAGCUCUGGCUGGCCUGGAACUCCCUAUGUAGAUCACCCUGCCUUUGCCUACCUAGUGCUGGGAUUAAAGACUUGUGCCACCAUGCCUAGCAUGAUGUUUUUCUUGUGUUUUCCUAUGAAAGGAAGGUGCUGUUUCUACCAUAUCAUGUUAGGAGCAUUUAGUGCCAGUAUCGAUCUCCUGAUACUACCUUCAUGGCCUGGCUGAGGGAAUGUUUGCCCAGACAUCUCUAGUGUGGAACUGCUUCCUUCACCCUUUCCACGGUGCACUCUUGGAAGGGAGUUAGUAUAUAGAUUACCUUCAGUCUCUUUUCUAAAAUCCUUUCCAUAUCUUUCACAUUUAUUUAAUGUGUCUCUGUGUUUGUGUGUAUCAGGAUGGGAAUGUGGAGGUCCAGGGACAACAUGCAGGAGUCAGUUCUCUCCUUCCACCUUGUGAGAUCAAGGGAUGAAGCUCAGGAUGUCAGGCGUGGCAGCAAGUGCCCUUCAAUCUCUCUUAUAUCUGUAUGUUUGGGCGAGUCUUCACCAGCGGAGAUGGAAACAGUAUCUGUGCCUUCUGUAGAGCACAGCAGCAACCAAAAUACAACUUGGGCAGCCACUGCUUACAGAAUGGGGUGACCCCGUGGCAGCUGUGCCACCAAAUAGACUUGCCCCAGCACAGGAUGACUUCGCCAUAGAUGGAGUCCCUACCCCCUCAGGAGCUUCCCACCAUCUAUAAACUGUAGCACCUCCAAGGCCCCAGCGGUUAGGGCACAGUCACAGCGACUGAGAGGUAUAGGAAGGAGCCCCUAGAAUCUUGAGUGAGGGCCUAAUGGCUCUCCCUGUCCCCUUCUGAGGGAGCAUCAGUAGUCAGCAAGUACAGCGGGAGUGUCUCCUGUAAAUAGUCACAGUUGUACUGAUGAAAUGACAGCUGUCGGUCAUGUGCAGUGCCACGUGCCUUUAAUCUCAGCACUUAGAAGGCAAAAAGAAAAUGGCAGCAUGCUUCAUGUUUGGAGGGUAGCGAUUACAAUUCCUCAAAAGAUGCUCUUUCCGUAAUGCUGAUUGUUGAAUGGUCUACACCAUGUCUAUAAGGUGGCCCACCUUCCUGUGUGUCUCUUUCCUCUCAAGCAUAUCAUUUAGCUCAGGGCUUCUUAACCUUUUCCCACGCAGAAGCCCUAUUUGCCUGAAAAAAAUGGGGGGCCAGGGGGUGCAGUUCAAGACAGGGUUUCUCCAUGUAGUCCUGGCUGUCCUGGAACUCACUCUGUAGACCAGGCUGACUUCAAACUCAGAUCCGCCUGCCUCUGCCUCCUGAGUGCUGGGACUAAAGGCCUGAACCACCAUCACCUAGCUGUCUUGAGAAGAUUUUUGCAUAUAUAUACAUUACACCAAACAAACAUUACUAUAACAAAUAAAUAUAGCUCUGGCAUUUUAAGGGGGGCGGAAGCAAGAGAAUCAAGAAUUUAGGGUGAUUUUCAGCUAAAUAACUUUGAGGCCAGUAACAAAUGGUAGAUAUAUGUUUAGGGCUGGGAUUAAAGUUGUACACACCAUACCCAACUGGCCAGCUGUUUCAGGAUUCCACAUUCAGUUAUAUAACCUCAUGUGUGGUGGUGACUUACAAUAUAAGAAGGGGUGAUUUAAGUCGGGCAGUUGUGGCGCAAGCCUUCAAUCCCAGCACUCCCGAGGCAAGCAGAUCUCUAUGAGUUUGAGGCCAGCCUGGUCUACAAAGAGAGUUUCAGGACAGCCUGAGCUACACAGAGAAACCCUGUCUUGGAAGAAAAAAGAAGCAGCAGCAGCAGUGAUUUAGCUUGUCCGUCUGUCUCCUUCGUUUCCUGUAACCUAGAAAUUCGAUCUAAUAGCAUAACAAUCCAGUGACACCUUUUAUUCCUGAAUACAUUGGUAUUUAGAGAUACCCAGCAAACAUCUUCUUGAUGUUUGCGAUCCACAGAGCUGGCAUACAGGUCCUCUGUCUCUUUUCACUGUGCGGGAGCUCCAGAGCACACAGAAAUUCCAGUUGUACUUAUCCUCCACAAGCAACCGCUCCAUUAAGUGUGGUGCUGAGGAAAUUCCCCUAGCAGUCAGGACCCAGAAGAGGCCUGUGGAGCUGUAGGCACACUGGGGAUUGAACCUCACGUGCAGGGGGAAUGGUGGCGCUCUAAGUCUGCCUACGGGUCUUCAGAGCACUCCUAUGGGGCCUCUAUAGUUGGGCUAUGGCAGGAGCCCAGUUGUCUAGAUAUUGUUAGUUCAAGCCAGCUCUGUUCUAGAAGAAUGUUAUACUAGAUAAAUAGUCUAAAAAUUGGCCCCAGACUGCGAGGAAGAAGGAUCAGGAGUUCAAGGUCAGACUCAGCUACAUAGUGAGUUUAAGGCAAGCCUCAGUUUACAAAACUUUGUCUCAAAAGUCUCUAGAAGCUCAUGCAUACCAUUAGUCCCAUUAGUCCCAGCACUCAGGAGGCAGAGGCCAGCUAGGGUGUACAGAGUGAGACUUCAUCUUAAACAAAAAAAACCCUACAAACAACCGUUGGUCUUUAGAUGUGUUCCCAAGUGCCUCCAUAUGCACCUCUGCCUCACUACUGUUGCCUUCUGAAUGGGGACAGUGGCCAUGCUUCCACCUGGGAGCCAUAGAGCUCCUCUAACGUAGACUGCUGACUCCAGAGAAAAGGACCCAAUCACAGAGCAGCCGUUCCUCCAGGUUCAAACAGUGUCUGUCCUGCUGGCUCCUUGCCCCCGUAGGAGGCAGUGUUCUCAGCCCAGGACACAUGAGAUCCUCUACCAACUUGGAGGCUCCAUGGGAGACUUGGGCCUGACCUGGGUCUACUCUCCGGGCAGCUCCACUGAGUGGAUGACUGUGUCCUGUCCCUCCUCAAGAACUGCCAGUGUCAUCUCAUUUCCUUCUUUCCAAGCACUUAGGCCUGGCCAUCUUCACCUGGUCCAAGGCUGCAGUAUGGAGUGCAGCUCCAGCUCUCAGCCUUGAAUCUCUGGGACGCUGUGCAGAUUAGAUUGCUCUUGUAUUUAUUAUAUGCAACAGAAAAGGAGAGUCCCAGUGGGACCUAGAAGAUUCAGUGGUUGUCAUCAUUCCCCUUCCUUGGAAGCCUCUGGCACUGGAGGGAGCACUGCCAAGCACCCACACUACAGCCCGGAGCACUGUGUCCACCUUGGAGCUUCUAGUCUUUGUCCCUGGCGGGAGCUCGAAGAAGGCGAUCUCCCUGAGAAGCAAGCCUGGCUGUGCUUAUCUGCACUUGAAGGAGGCUCAGGUCUUUUGGCCUGAGGAGGAAGAUGGAAGGAGAGGGUUGGAGGCAAAAGAGAUUCUUUCAAAAGGAUGCAGUCCUGUGACUUGAUGCAGAGGCCUUAUGAAGGACUGGUUCUGAAAAAACCAGGCAAGAGAUCAGGGUGUGGUGUCACACACCUUUGAUCCCAGGUAGAAGCAGGCAGAUCUCUAUGAGUUCGAGGCCAGCCUGGUCUACAAAGUGAGUUCCAAGACAGCCAGGCAGGGCUGUUACACAAUGAAACCCUGUCUUGAAAAACCAAAAACAACCCCCCACCCCCCCCACCCCCCAAAAAACAAAACAGGCAAGAGACAAGCUGAGUCAGAUUGCCCAUGGCGAUGUCUCUCAGAACCCAAACCAAUGUCUUUGUUGGCAAGUAGCAAAGUGAGUGUGAUAUGAAGGAGCUGGGCUAGGGGAUCAGACAGCUUGGAUUCAGUUACCAUCUCGUGUGAUUUCCCUUGGUUACCUGUCAGGGGAAUUGUAAGUAGCUACUUGAGGGAAUUAACUGGCCUUUUCAGGUCAUUGCCUGCAACUAUAGAAUCCCCUAGGCCUCCGCCCAUAGACCUGAAUCCAGAUGGCUUUAAAGCUGAUAUCUCUCUUCUCCCAGGUAGGAUAGGACAGUAUCCCAUCAGGGGAACCACCCUUCUGCUCAGGAAUUCUCACCCUCUAGAAAAGUAGGAGCAGUAGGAGUGUGGAUCCUUAGCUUGCCAGCCGAUGCCUAGGCAGUGUUAAGUGAAGAAAGGCAGUCCAGCAUGCUGGUUGUACUCUACCCUGACCACCAGACCAUAGCUGUCAGCUCCUGCAGUUCACUAACGUGCAGUGAGGGAAUGCUGUUCAGUGUGUGUUGUAGAAUAUUAUUUCAAGGUGUGUUACUUUUGUUUGUUGCAUUUGUUUAACUGCGAUGCUGUGUUACUGUGCCUGUCUAAAACACCUGAUGGUCUAAUAAAGAACUGGCCAAUAGCAAGGCAGGAGAAAGGAUAGUUGAGGCUAGCAGGCAGAGAGAACAUAUAUAAAGAGAAAUCUAGGAGGAGAAAGGAGAAGAGAUGGAGGAUUGAAAAGAGGAGCCAGAGAAGGAAGAGGACAUCAGGGGCCAGCCACCCAGCUACACAACCAGCAAUGGAGUGAGAUUGACAGAAGUAAGCAAACGGGAAAAGCCCAGUGGCAAAAGGUAGAUGGGAUAAUCUAAAGUAAAGAAAAGCUGGCUAGAAACUAAAUCACGCUAAGGCCAGGCGUUCAAAAGUAAGAAUACAUCUCCAUGUGUGACUUAUUUGGGAGCUGGGUGGCGGGCUCCCCAAAAGAGUAAAAUACCAAUCAACAAGUGUGGGCCUGCUCUGUCCUUCCCCGGUGUUGUUGCCUCUCACCCUGGAGACACGCUUAUUGUUAGCUAGGAGCUGCAGCAGGACCUUGUUCCAGUGGAACUCAGGCUGGUGGGCUGAGGGACCUCCACCCACAUAAACCUGUGUCCUUGGAAAGAAUUUCAGGAUGAGUCAGAGUGAAGCAAAGUUAGUAGAAAGGAGAUUUUCCACCGUGUAGGUCUAAGUGUGGGUGUCAGAGAGGUGGGUACUUAAGAACAAUAGUACACACCCAAGACGUGGGUGCAGGUGAGAUGAUUUUAUGGUUUUUGAAGUUACAUUGCAUAAAGGGUCGCACAACCAGGUUCAAAGUUUAAGUAAAGCUUAAGGACCAGUUUAAAAAUGAAGUGAAAGGGACCAGUGAGAUCGCUCAUUGGGGAGAGGCUUUUGUUGUCAAACCUGACAACCUUUCAGUCCCCAGGACCCACAUUGUAGGAGAACACUGACUUCCCGAGCCGUCCCCUGACUUGGACACAUGCCUUUCUGCCUCUCUGAGACCAGGAGCCUGAGAUCUGCUGGAGCAUCACUGGUUGCCAUUAUCCCACCAGCUGUGGUGGGGCUCUGAAAGACACAGUAGUCCCUUGCCACCAUAGCCUGGACUGGCUGUCAUUUCCCAGGAAGGGGGAGGUGCUGUUUUCCUGUGCCCAGCAAGUGGGACUAAACCCUUGUAUAUCAGGAAACCUCUCCUCAACAAGGUUGACUCCCACUAGUUGUGAUAACUAGAGUUAUCUAGUAACUGUAACUACUAUUACCCUAAUCUUCAAGGAUCUGAGUUCUGUGUCCAAUGGAACCAGCGGGCAGAGCCCAAGCUCAACUCCAGGGCUUCAUCUUCCCUUGUUUGUUGUGUCUACUCCACUGUGUCUCCUCUGCCACAGUUAGGAGUUCGCUCUGGUGCGAAAGCAUAGGUGGUCCCCAAAGGCCAGGGGCCACAUUUAAUCACAGAGGAACUAACAGCCACCAGGCAGUGGCUUUAGUCACACAAAAGCUGUCCAUGGCUGGUGGUGGCGGCAUACACCUUUAAUCCCAGCACUUAGGAGGCAGAGGCAGGGGGAUCUGAGUUCGAGACCAGCCUGGUCUACAGAGUGAGAUCCAGGAUAGCCAGGCUACACAAAGAAACCCUGUCUCAAAAAAAGAGUUGAGCUGAAGCCCUAGUUAAACACAUCCUGUACAUCUGUCUGUACUAUCCUAGAAGCAACCAGGACAUACAGAGCAACGAGAUGAGUAUCUUGCUUCUAUGAAAACUGAUUGAUUCUUAGGGCCCCACAGGGUUUUAGCAGUUUUGUUGCUAAAGCUAGAAUCAAGAAAUGGCUUCUAGCAGGACUGUGAUGGCACAUGCCUUUAAUCCCAGCUCUUUAAUCCAGAGGCGGAGGCAGGUGGAUCUCUGUGAGUUAGAAACCAGUCUGAUCAGAGUUGCAGGACUUGAAACCACACCCCCACCCCUCACCCCACAUCCCCACUCCACACCCCCAAAAAAGCGACCUCUGAGAAUUCAGGUUAAAUUGUCUUCCUAUAUCUUGCAAUACAUAACGAUGCCACCAGGUGGUGGUAGUGCUCAAAGGCUAAGUCUCCAGCUUCUUUGGAAAGCAACAGUGUAUUUCUCUUGAUUUAAUUAGAUGUCUUUGGCAUUUGAAAGAGUUGUCUUUUUCUUUUCAAGUAAAGUACAAUCGGAGUAUAGUAGCAUGCACGCACAGUCCCAGCUACUUGGGAGUCCUGGGCCAGAAGAUCUCCUGAGCCCUCUAGUUUGAGACCAAGCAGGCUUGUUCUAGGCAUAAGCAGUUGUAUGUAUCUUAUUUAUGCGACACACAACUGGCCAGCAUGGUAUAGAAUUUACAGAAUUCAAGAGUGAAAUCCCAACAUGGUGGUACACAACUGUAAUCCCAUGACUGGGAGACAAAGGCAGGAAGAUCUCCAGAAGUUCACUGCUAGCCUAGUCUACAUGGAGAGUUCCAGGCCCUCCAGGGCUACAUAGGAUGCCUUGUCAUGUGCAUGCAUGUAUACAUCAUAGUGUACCACCUUUUCUUUCCUUUUUUUGUUCGUUUGUUUGCUGUUUGUUUGUUUUUAGAUAACGUCUUACUAUGUAGUACUAGCAGGCCUACAACAUGCUAUGUAGACUGGGCUAGCCUCAAACUCACAGAGAUGCCUGCCUCUUCUUCCCAGGUGCUGAGAUUAAGGGUGUGUGUCACCAGGCCGUCCCCCCUUUCUGUGGUUGUUGCUACUGUGCUAGGGUGUGGACUCCAAGGCCUCCUGUGUGCCUGCCAGGCACUCCACUCUGCUCUAUGGUUUCCAGCCCCUUUGGUAAUGCUUCCUACAGCUAGCUUCUAGUAUAUUCUCCAGAGAUAUUUUCUGGAUUUAUAAAUCCAUAUGUAAGUAUCUAUGUAUAAUUUUUGUAUAAUCUAUGCAUGAGGUAGCCUGUAUCUAUGUAUGUAUGCUUGUGUUAUUGUUUAAGACAGAGUCAAACUCAAUAACGCAAGAUAGCUUGCAAUUCACUGUGUAGUCCAGGCUGUCCUUGAACUUGGGGCAAUAUCCUGCUUCAGCCUCCCAAAUACUGGAAUUGUAAGUGUGAGCCACCACACCCUACUUUAGAUUUGUUUUAAAUAUAGUUAUAUAUCUUGGUAUAUAUUCUUGACCUGCAAUAUCUUGCCAGUCUGACCAAUAUAAUGAAAAAAAAAAAGCAAUGUCAUACACCAAGAGUGGUUAUACACACCUAUAAUUCUAGCACUUGAGUGACAGAGUCAAGAGGACCAUGAGUUCAGGAACAGUAUGGGCUACACCAUGAGACCCUAUCUAUUUAAAAGAAGGGAAGGAAGGAAGAAAAGAAAACUAAUAUCACAAGGUACUUUCAGAGAAGCCUCGCCCCACUUCUGUCCUCAUACCGAUUCCUGUCUCCUACAGCCAGCCGGUUUCCGUGUUGUUUCAUGGAUGUGAACAUAUACAGGCAUGUGUAUUUUCCUUUCUCUUACAGGUGCUGAAGUAAAGCCCUAGAACAGACUGGUCCCCAGUGAA
Messenger RNA from Peromyscus californicus insignis, 10495 nucleotides. It is a transcript of the gene Armc7, whose product is annotated as armadillo repeat containing 7. Bases 307 to 561 code for a protein of 84 amino acids. The record is from RefSeq and is a predicted model, not a curated record. Gene Ontology annotation, molecular function: protein binding. NCBI's taxonomy places the organism in Eukaryota, Metazoa, Chordata, Mammalia, Rodentia, Cricetidae. The transcript has 3 exons.